CCCGCAGCACACAUACUACCAUCCAAGAAACUGGCAUGUCUGCUGAAGACAAGACCACCGAGUCCUGGCCAGCCAGUGCGCACCUGAAGAGCCCACCCUAUCCGUUCCCGACUGGCCUGGAUUUUCCCCCGUCCCCACCUCCGUCCAGCCGAAAGCUGCUCAUAAUGACGGUGGGAGCCGUGGCCGCGCUGGCCAUCAGUGUCCUGGGAGUGCUCCUGGCCACUUACCUGGGGAGAGCGACCUGCAAUCAGAGAGACACGUCCGGGUACCUGCCACCACAGCUCAACGUCCAGAACGAAGCGUCGCUGCUGCUGGCCCUCAGCGAUCUCACUGAUCAGGGAUCCACUCCAGGAAUCACCUGCGACCUUAAAAACCAUCUGAUGGUUUACCACGGACAACCCGAGGGAUGUGUCGCCCGCCGGAUGGAUGCCACCGAUGCCCUCCCGUCUUGCCAGGACCUUGAGAUGUACUUCCAGGCAGUGCUGAGGAACGUGACGCUGGGCCUGUCCCUGGACGUGCAGGUCGUGGCCGUGGGGACGCUGGGCAGCCUGGUGACUCUGCUCUGCAACAACAAGCCCACCUACCUACUAACUACUUCUCCACCUCCCAGCGGGGGCAGGAUAAGCCUCAGCGCCUGAGGAAGCGAAACGCGCGGCCCCCCGGACAGGCACCGUGCACAGUAGACACCAGCAGCUCCCCCGCUAUCCGUGCAUGUCUGUCCCGACAAGGAUAUUAUAAAGAAAUGCUAUGAGGGGCAGCCGUUUGCCAAUAGUGCAGACUAACCCGCAUCGCUUGCAGCCUCCGCUGCCAACGUUAAACCCCCUGCGCCAGGGUGGCCGCUCCCAAACAACACAGGGCCCCCCCCGUUCGAAUCUCAAACUUCUGUUACAAUCAAUCCCAAUAAAAUUGAAUCCUAUUUACCGUUUCCUUCGCUUAUUACACCGAUUUCAUCACACGAUAAAAUCGCCGAAUAAUCUUUCCAAGAGCAACGAGCACACUGCCAGCAACAGGCUGGCAA
This is a messenger RNA of Spea bombifrons (plains spadefoot toad), 1018 nucleotides long. RefSeq lists its product as uncharacterized. Lineage: Eukaryota; Metazoa; Chordata; Amphibia; Anura; Pelobatidae. The transcript is spliced from 6 exons. Bases 36 to 638 code for a protein of 200 amino acids. The record is from RefSeq and is a predicted model, not a curated record.